CCACUGCGGCCCGCGCGCCCGCCCCCCGCACGUGGCGCCCGAACUCGGCGCGGGCCCGCUCCGCAAAGUAACAACUCUCGUCCCAGUGGAAUAGAAGAUGAACUCAACUGAAUUCAGUGAAGAUGUAGAAGAAGUUCUAAAAAAUAACACUGUGAAGGCAGACGGCGACGAUGCUGCGCUGGACUGCUCCCGGAACUCCAGGGCCUCUGAGAAGCACCCUCUGGACAGCGUCCUCACUGCCCUCCAGGAUUCCAGCAAGCGGAAGCAGCUGGGCAGCGACGGCCAGCCAGACUCUGUCCCCAGUGUGAAGAGGAGGCGGUUGAUUCCCGAGGCACUCCUGGCAGGCAUGCGUAAUCGCGAGAACAGCUCGCCCUGCCAGGGAAAUGGAGAGCCUGCCAGCAGGGGCAGGAGUGGGAGCUGCGUGUGGCCGGCUGAAGAGGAGCCUUCCACCGAGGCCACCACUCCUUCCUACAAGAAACCUCUGUAUAGCAUCUCACACAAGAUCCUGGAGAAGAGGAACACUCCCUCGGGAGACCUGCUCAGCCCCUAUGAGCUCUUUGAGAAGGCCAACUCCACCAACAGCCCUUCUCCUCUGCGCCUGCUGAGCGAGUCUCAGAAGCGGGAGUGUGGUGCUGGGGUUGCUGCUGCUGACGGGGACCCCAAUAUCUACUUCCUGAUGCAGAAGAUGUUCUACAUGCUCAACACACUCACGUCUAACAUGUCCCAGCUUCACAGCAAGGUGGACCUGCUCUCCCUGGAGGUAAGCCGCAUCAAGAAGCAGCUGAGUCCGCCCGAGCAGGUGGCCAAGUUUCAGCCUCCCCCCGAGUACCAGCUCACGACUGCCGAGCUGAAGCAGAUCGCCGAGCAGAGCCUGUCCUGUGGCGACCUAGCCUGCCGCCUGCUUGUGCAGCUUUUCCCGGAGCUCUUCAGCGACGUGGAUUUCUCCCGUGGCUGCAGUGCCUGUGGCUUUGCCGCCAAGCGGAAGUUAGAGUCGCUGCACCUCCAGCUGAUCCGCAACUACGUGGAGGUCUACUACCCCUCCGUGAAGGACACAGCGGUGUGGCAGGCCGAGUGCUUGCCACAGCUUAAUGACUUCUUCAGCCGCUUCUGGGCCCAGCGGGAUAUGGAAGACAGCCAGCCUGGUGGCCAGGUCACUAACUUCUUCGAAGCUGACCAAGUAGAUGCCGGCCACUUCCUGGACAGCAAGGACCAAGAGGAAGCUCUGUCUCUGGACCGCAGCAGUACCAUCGCCUCUGACCAUGUUGUGGACACACAGGACCUCACUGAGUUCCUAGAUGAAGCCUCCUCCCCAGGUGAGUUUGCCGUGUUCCUCCUGCACCGGCUCUUCCCCGAGCUGUUUGACCACCGGAAGCUGGGUGAGCAGUACAGCUGCUAUGGCGACGGCGGCAAGCAGGAGCUGGAUCCGCAGAGGCUGCAGAUCAUCCGCAACUACACGGAGAUCUACUUCCCUGAUAUGCAGGAGGAAGAGGCCUGGCUGCAGCAGUGUGCCCAGCGCCUCAAUGAUGAGCUGGAGGGCCUGGGGCUGGAGGGGGGCAGUGAAGGCGAGGCCCCGCGGGAUGACUGCUACGACUCUUCCAGCUUGCCAGACGACAUCUCAGUGGUUAAGGUGGAAGACAGCUUUGAAGGCGAGCGACCUGGCCGGCGCUCCAAGAAGAUCUGGCUGGUGCCCAUUGACUUUGACAAGCUGGAGAUCCCACAGCCUGACUUUGAGGUGCCGGGCUCAGACUGCCUGCUGAGCAAGGAGCAGCUGCGCAGCAUCUACGAGAGCAGCCUGUCCAUCGGCAACUUUGCCUCCCGCCUGCUCGUGCACCUGUUCCCGGAGCUCUUUACGCCCGAGAACCUGCGCAAGCAGUACAACUGUAGCGGCUCCCUGGGCAAAAAGCAGCUGGACCCCGCCCGCAUCAGGCUGAUCCGCCACUACGUGCAGCUGCUCUACCCGCGGGCCAAGAAUGACCGCGUGUGGACUCUGGAGUUCGUGGGCAAGCUGGACGAAAGAUGCCGGCGCAGGGACACAGAGCAGCGGCGCUCCUACCAGCAGCAACGCAAGGUUCACGUGCCUGGCCCCGAGUGCCGGGACCUAGCAAGUUAUGCAAUCAACCCUGAGAGGUUCCGAGAGGAGUUUGAGGGCCCCCCGCUACCUCCUGAAAGGAGCAGCAAAGACUUUUGCAAAAUACCCUUGGACGAGCUGGUGGUCCCGUCGCCCGACUUUCCGGUGCCUUCCCCUUACCUGCUGUCAGACAAGGAGGUACGUGAGAUUGUGCAGCAGAGCCUGUCGGUGGGCAACUUUGCCGCCCGGCUCCUGGUCAGGCUCUUCCCUGAACUCUUCACGGCCGAGAACCUUCGGCUGCAGUACAACCACUCUGGGGCUUGCAACAAGAAGCAGCUGGACCCCACGAGGCUGAGGCUUAUCCGCCAUUACGUGGAAGCGGUCUACCCCGUGGAGAAGAUGGAGGAGGUGUGGCACUAUGAAUGUAUACCUAGCAUCGAUGAGCGAUGUCGCCGCCCCAACAGGAAAAAGUGUGACAUCCUCAAGAAAGCCAAGAAAGUGGAGAAGUGACAGGUCUGGGGCCGCCCAGGGUCUGGGGUCAACACAGGCUGAGCAAUGGGUGCCCUUGGGACUGAGCAUCGCUCUGAAGCUCGUGUGUGGUAUCCACAGACAGGCACCUUAUGUCAGUGGGGAGUGGUUUCCUACAUUUGCACACGUAAACACCUACCCAGCCACAAGAAAGAAGCCUUGAAUUGGGUCUCUUGCAUUCAUGACUGUUCUGUGCUCCCGGGUGGCACGGCCACAGUUAGGGGGGUUGGCCAAGCUGUGAAAUCAGAAUUGGUAGGGUUGGGUCCCUUCUCAGGGCUGGGGCGCCCUCCCUAACCCUUACAAUUAAAUACAAAUUUAGACUAGACAUGGUGACUCACAUCUCUAGGCAGAGGCCGGUGGACCCCUGUGAGCUCGAGGCCAGUCUAGUCUAUAUAGUGAAUUCCAGGCCAGCCAGGGCUGCAUAAUGAGACCUUGUCUCAAAAACAACAAUGCAAACUGAGCAACUUUUUCCUCUCCCCAUGUUUUACAUCUACCAUUUUUAUUUUAUUUUUUAAUUAGAAUGAAACCAUUUUUAAAGAAAAUCAUUGGGCUCUUUGGGAGCCAUUUUAUUUAGGAAAAAAAAUUUAAUAUUUGAGAUGAGAUGCUGUAAAGUUACUUCAGUUGCUGGGAUUUUUAAAGAUGAUUUUAGAUUUAUGUUUGUUUGUUUUUUU
Messenger RNA from Acomys russatus (golden spiny mouse), 3267 nucleotides. RefSeq names its product BEN domain containing 3 (gene Bend3). Gene Ontology annotation, biological process: rDNA heterochromatin formation. Gene Ontology annotation, cellular component: heterochromatin. The record is from RefSeq and is a predicted model, not a curated record. Gene Ontology annotation, molecular function: DNA binding. Bases 98 to 2578 code for a protein of 826 amino acids. The transcript has 4 exons. NCBI's taxonomy places the organism in Eukaryota, Metazoa, Chordata, Mammalia, Rodentia, Muridae.